Molecule: messenger RNA, 357 nt
Organism: Acanthoscelides obtectus
Lineage: Eukaryota; Metazoa; Arthropoda; Insecta; Coleoptera; Chrysomelidae
Source: the annotation of a GenBank genome assembly
AUGAAACCAAAACAUGGAGAAUUCGAUGAAGACGAGGAUACCUCCUUCUGCAGUGUGGACGAUUUUAUUGAUGCUGAGGUGAGUGUUAUCCUGAAGGAACUUAUCAAGCACAAAAACUUCAUAAUUAAAUCACAACAGCAAAGAAUAAACAGUUUGCUCGCUCAAAUAUCGUCAUUGUCUCAGUUACCUUCCACGACAUCUAUAAAUGAAGCUAAAGAGUUGCCCAGUAAGUACCGUAGAGAGCUGGUACCACAAUCUUAUAGUCAAGCGACACUUCAUCAGAAAGGGAAGAAAUCUGCAGAUAAACCAAGCAAAGUCUGCACAAUCGUCAGGUGGUUCUACUUGCACUACGAGUAG